AUGUCUAAGGAAAAAGGAGACGUGGAUGGCAAAGCUGUCCAGAUUGUAAAAUACGAUCAAACAAAAUCGGGUAAUGCAAAGUUUCAUUACAUGGUAGAAGAAAUCAAAAAGAUUUUCCUUGCUGACGACGUGAAAGACAAAAAGGCUGUUAUCAUAUCCAUUGCAGGUCCAGCUAGAAAGGGAAAAUCGUUUAUGCUGGGAUUCUUCAUGAAAUAUUUACAGGAUCCAGAUGGGGCUGCAAGUUGGGACGAGAAUGAGCCACUUAAAACUUUCCAAUGGGGAGGAGGAUGUAAAAGCAUUACAUCUGGAUUGUGGAUUUGGAACAAACCAUUUAUUUCUAAGACGGCAUCCGGAGAAGAAGUUGCAGUUUUUUUAAUGGAUUCACAAGGACUCUAUGACAGGAACUCAUCGAUGAAUGACUCUACACUUAUUUUUGCUUUUAGUGUGCUUUUCAGUUCUAUCCAGGUGUACAACUUGAUGCAAGACAUACAAUGCAAUGACCUGGAACAUCUUGAGCCAACAGUUCCGAAAUUUUUAUACUAG
Messenger RNA from Saccostrea cuccullata (small rock oyster), 543 nucleotides. RefSeq names its product atlastin-2-like. The transcript has 6 exons. Lineage: Eukaryota; Metazoa; Mollusca; Bivalvia; Ostreida; Ostreidae. Gene Ontology annotation, molecular function: GTP binding; GTPase activity. The coding region runs from base 1 to 543 and encodes 180 amino acids. The record is from RefSeq and is a predicted model, not a curated record.